Molecule: messenger RNA, 2459 nt
Organism: Atta colombica
Lineage: Eukaryota; Metazoa; Arthropoda; Insecta; Hymenoptera; Formicidae
Gene: hh
Product: sonic hedgehog protein A
Exons: 3
Coding region: 1110-2459 (449 amino acids)
Biological process (GO): regulation of gene expression; protein autoprocessing; cell-cell signaling
Molecular function (GO): patched binding; calcium ion binding
Source: RefSeq, a predicted model, not a curated record
AACUCUUUCUCUUUCUUUUUCUUUCUCCCUCCCGUCACGUGCACCUGUCUUCGUUUACCUGGUAAACGCCCCGCCCCGGCCAAUAGAGGUACAGCGGGCCUCGUGACGUCAGUCACGCGUACCAGGAGGCCCUAGGUGGAGGGGCGAGAUCAUCCACCACUACCUUUGGAGGCCACGAAAGCCUCACGGGGACCAGCCCGACCAGCAGCUAGCAGCAGCCAGCGGCGGUGGUCUCGCUGGCCGUUUGCCGCGGGGUGGGGGCAGGAAGAGGGGUACUCCUGGACCUGGUCAGACCAAAGAAACAACGCAGGAAUACCCACCGAAACCCAUCCUGCAUUUCCCACCACCGGCUCGUCCGGAAAACGUGCGCUAGCUUCCGGACGUCGUUCGUCCGAGUUCAGUCAAGUGAGUCGACUCGCACGUACCUUCUCUUCGACGAAAACGAUUGCAGAGGGUUCCACUCCGGAAAGACGGGAGUGUUGGCUUGGCGCGUGUCGACGAGAAUUUAAAGGGCCCAGUACCGGUAGAGAGAACGUCGAUCAAUCGAGGAAAUUCGGCUUAGAAUAAUUCUCUGUGAGACAGCAUUUAGGAUGCAGAAAGAUCCCUUCUCGUAAAUUCUCCAAUUUGGUAUUACGAGUUAAUGAUAUCCCGGUGUGGUGACCGUAUGUCACCUCCUUACGGUAAUCAAAAGAGAAAAAAAGAGGAUCUUUUUUCGAUCCUCCUAGAGAUAGUAGCCUCGCCAUAGUCAAUCUUCGCCGAUCUGUCGAUCGCUCGUGUUCAGAUUCUCUCGGUGAAUUAUCAUUUAGUUUUUGAUCGGUCGCGCGCGGAGUUUAACAACGCAAUACGGGGAUCACAUCGGUGGUAAGAGUGCGUGCACGGGGGGUGUGUGAUGCCCUGGUUAUGGUUAAGCGUGAGUGAGGUCAGUGGCAAGAGGCGGAGAAGAAGAAUCGGUAGCAGAACGUCAAGCGGAUUGUCACCCUCGUCAUCGUUGUUGCUGCUGCCGCCGCCGUUGUUACCGCUGUCGUCGUCAUCGUCGUUCUCCCAGCCGUUCUGGAGACGACGAGAGCAGUGACCGCGCAAGGUCGACCUCGAGGCAGAGGCACGCGAUUAUGGUGCACCAUUAUCACCGUCGCCGCGGCCUCCAGGCGACCCACCACUAUGCCAUUGGGAGUCGCGUAGGCACUUCGCUCUUUCAGAUUCUUCUGUUAUUCCUCAGCCUCUGGCUGCCUGUGCUCGAUAACAGUGGUUUUGCUUUGGCGUGCGGACCCGGCAGAGGCGCCGGCCGACGGCCGAAUCUGAGGAAGCUUACUCCUCUGGUCUUCAAACAGCAUGUGCCAAAUGUCAGCGAGAACACCUUACCGGCGAGCGGACUCAGUGAGGGACGGAUUACUAGAUAUGACCCCAGGUUCCGAGACCUGGUACCCAAUUAUAACACGGACAUCAUCUUUAAGGACGAGGAAGGCUCUGGCGCUGAUCGUCUCAUGACACAGAGGUGCAAGGAGAAACUUAACACUUUGGCGAUCUCGGUGAUGAACCAGUGGCCCGGAGUGAAACUGCGAGUUGUCGAAGGUUGGGACGAGGAAGGCAUGCAUGCGACAGAUUCCCUGCACUACGAGGGACGUGCCGUCGACGUGACGACGAGCGAUCGCGAUCGCUCCAAGUACGGGAUGUUGGCGAGACUCGCUGUCGAGGCAGGUUUCGACUGGGUUUACUAUGAGUCCAGGUCGCACAUACAUUGCUCCGUCAAGUCUGAAUCAUCUUCAGCGGGUAAAUCUGGUGGUUGCUUUCCCGGGAGGAGUCUGGUCCGAACGGAGGAUGGUAGUACGAAGAGGUUGGACGAUGUGCGUCUCGGCGACCGUAUCGCCGCUGUGGACUCCCGUGGCGACGUGGUGUACAGCGAGGUGAUCGCUUUCUUGGAUCGUUCUCCAUCCGAGAGGAGACAGUUCAUCCGAUUGACGACCAAGUCUGGCCGAGUGCUCACGUUAACGCCAGCGCAUUUGGUGCCAAUGGAGAGUGGUUCAGUGUUUGCCGCCAACGUGCAACCCGGCGAUAAGAUCCUCGUGAGCGACGCCGAUGUAGCGAGCGCGAAGAACGAAGUGGAUAAUCGUUUGCGAUGGGACAGUGUCAACGAAACGAAAUUGGUCAUCGAGGAAGGAGUUUACGCUCCGCUUACGAUGGAAGGUAAUCUCUUCGUAGACGACGUCGUCGCAUCCUGCUACGCCAUUGUCAACAGUCAGUCGCUAGCACAUUACUCCUUCCUACCGUUAAGGAUUUGGCAUAGCGUGACAUCCUUUUUCCUGCAAAGGUUGGACGACGUAAAACACUUUGCGACAAGACAUAACGAUGUAUCCAGAACAGAAUCGACAAUGAGAGGAGAGCAAGAGGGUAUCCAUUGGUACGCAUCGGUGCUUUAUUCACUGUCCUUCUACGUGUUACCAUCGAAAAUGAUCUACAACUGA